AGGUGACGCAUGAGGAGAGAUGGAAAGAGUGGAGGGCACAAACAGGGAUUUGUCUACAGUAAUUUGCCUCCACUCCUCCUCAUCCUCCCAUCCUGUUUACCUGCUUGGAGGGUUUCAAAGGAGCUCUGUGUUCAUUUAUGAGGAAGGGGGCAGGGAGAGUAGAAAAGGGACCUGCAAUCACUGCACCUCCUUUUAAGACUUGCAAACACACAAAAAGGAAUAAAAAGCUGAGGACUUUCUUUGAGCAUUAAAAAAAGGAUUUUGCAUCAUUAUUUGCACUGUACAUGCUGCCAUGGCUCACAAAUUCUGGUUUGCUCUUUCAGUGUGGCUUUUGCUGGUGACCUGUGAGGCUGGAAAGCACAUGCCAAAGCUCUCCAACAAGAAACUCUGCGCUGACUCUGAAUGCAGCCAUCCUAUCUUGAUAGCUCGUGCGGUCCAGGACUACUACCCUGGAGACUGCAGGUUCAUUCCCAUCCGACAGGGGCAGCUUGUCUAUGUUUAUGCAAUGCUAAAAGACACAGGGAACCUCUUCUGGGCUGGCAGUGUACAAGGCUCCUAUUACGGAGAACAAGAGGCUCGCAUUGGACACUUCCCCAGCAGUGUAGUGGAGGAGACACAUGUACUCAUGCCAGCCAACACUGAGGUUAAAACUACUAAAUGGGACUUCUACUGCAACUGAGGACACGUUCAC
Molecule: messenger RNA, 691 nt
Organism: Melanotaenia boesemani (Boeseman's rainbowfish)
Lineage: Eukaryota; Metazoa; Chordata; Actinopteri; Atheriniformes; Melanotaeniidae
Gene: mia
Product: MIA SH3 domain containing
Exons: 4
Coding region: 293-679 (128 amino acids)
Biological process (GO): extracellular matrix organization
Molecular function (GO): protein binding
Source: RefSeq, a predicted model, not a curated record